Molecule: messenger RNA, 1909 nt
Organism: Vicia villosa (hairy vetch)
Lineage: Eukaryota; Viridiplantae; Streptophyta; Magnoliopsida; Fabales; Fabaceae
Product: heat shock 70 kDa protein 8-like
Exons: 2
Coding region: 74-1723 (549 amino acids)
Biological process (GO): cellular response to unfolded protein; protein refolding
Cellular component (GO): cytoplasm
Molecular function (GO): ATP hydrolysis activity; ATP-dependent protein folding chaperone; ATP binding
Source: RefSeq, a predicted model, not a curated record
GAGAGAAGAACAAGAAGAAACUGAAAAGACUCGCUGAUCAAGAAACCAAAAUUUUCCCUUUCUUGAGUGCAGGAUGACGGGACCUUACAAUCAAUUCACUGGGGAGGAAAGUUAUCCGCCUCAAAUAACAGUUGGAGUAGACAUAAGUGCGUCGCCAUACUGUGUUGCGGUGUGGACCGGUAACAAAGUGGAGUAUGCAGUCACUAACAUGAAGCCAUAUGACCAAGAAGUGUUGUUUAAGGCUAAAGUUUGCCAUAUGAGGCUCUUGAUUGGCCGGAUAGAAACCGAGUCAUUGACGCAAUCAAGUAAAACAUUGCCUUUUCAGAUGUUGCUGGCUGAAGCUCCACCUCCCUCUACCAAUUCAGAACAAAUUCUAGCAUCUUAUUUGGUUGAAUUAAAAGAAGCAGCUCAAAGGGCUUUUAAAGCAUCAGUGAGAGGAUUAGUCCUAACCCAUCCUGCUUCAUUCAACAGACUGCAGUUAACUAGAAUAACUGCUGUGUGCCGUAAAAUGGGGCUGCAAUUCCUCCAACUUAUCCCUCAGCCAACGGCCGUUGCUAUGUUAUACGCACAGAAACAACUGCUAGCGUCUUUUGAGGCUUCACCUUGUAUUCCUUUUGCAACUAUUGGUCCUCGUUGUCAUACAAAUUGUGACAAUAUUACUACCGCACUCCUCUUCAACAUGGAUGCAAUUUACACUGAUGUUGCUGUUACUUCUGCAACAUCCGAAGGCAAAUGGCAAAUCAAAGCGAUUGUCGGUAGCGCAAUUGGCGGAGAGCAGGUAGUUGCAAAUAGUAUGCGACUUUUCAUCCCAGAUUUUGAAAACAAAUUCAAGAAGGAAGGAAGAAACAAGAAAUUCAGAUCAAUUGAUUUACUUAGAGCAGUAACUCUAGAAGCAAUUCGUCAAUUUAAGGAUAAAAAUGAGGCUAGGUUUGAUUUAAACAUGGAAAAUGGUCAUAAGAUUCGAAAUGUGGUAAAAAGGGAACAGUUUGCGCAAGUAAACAACGAGGUGUUUCAAAUGUGUGAAAGGCUCAUACGGCGAUGCUUGCAAGAUUCAAAAAUUAAAACGGAGAGUUUAGAUGAUAUCAUUGUUAUAGGUGAAUUUGGGGGCAUCUUAAAGCUGCUGAAUAUGUUUAGCAGUACUCGUGUACCUAUCAAUUCUCAGGCCAUUGAGGUAGAUAUAAAUCCAUUGAAUGUAGAUAUUAAUCCUAUCAAAGCUAUCGACGUAGCUAUAAAUUCCCUCCAAUCUGCACUUUGCGGUGCAGCAUUGGCAGGGGCGGUAAGAACUGAUGAUAAGAUGAAAUUGAUCCAUUCUCCAAGCACAUCCCAUUCGCUCGGAAUUCGAGCGAAUGGUAGCUUUCUGUGUUUCAUUCCGAGAAACACUCUCUUACCAGCUAGCAAAGUUAUGCAGUUAACAACCAUUCAUGAUGAUCAAAUGGAGGGAAUGCUUAUAGUAUAUGAAGGGGAGGAAAAGACUGUAGAGCAAAAUCAACUAUUGGGGAUCUGUCGACUAAAGGACUUGCCCGAAAUGCCAAAAGGUGUUCCUAUAAUUGAAGUGGAGAUGGCAAUUGACAGCGGAAACCAGUUGAGAGUCGCAGUUGCAAGUUUCCCGUUUAUCGAGAUGCCAAAGCCAAUGAUCAACCACACAAAGCUUUUGCAUUACCUGGGAGAAAAUAGGAUUGAUGGUGACAAAAAGGACUUGGCCACUUUCGUCAAGAAGAAAUAAAAUCAUGGAGAUUUGCAGCAUAUUGUUUGUUAUGUGUUUCAGUAGCAGAUAAUAAUGUUUAGCUCUUAUGUUUGUUUUGUGUUUCAACAGAAAGUAGCAGAUAUUGAUGUUUAGCUGUUAUGUAACAUGAUAUAUAGAAUUGUCAAAAUUUUACACAAUGUUUGUAACAUGAUAUAUGGAAUCUCG